GCUUGCUUACCACACCACCGCAACAUUUAUGAAAAGUGAGUGAGCGACGGUUCAUUUGUGGCGAAAUUGCCAACCCGUUCGCAUCUGUUUUGUUGAUCGCAGCGCGUCGUCUCCGCGUUCUCGGCAGGUGUUGUCGUCGUCGUUGGAGUGAAGUUGUGCCGGUGUUAGCAAUCGUGUCGUUAGAAAACGAAAGUGGUUCUUCUCUUUGGCAAGUGUGGCCCCUUGUCUGGAGGACGUGUUGUGUGUGGUGCAACGGAAAAUGCGGCUGCUACGGGCGGCCUUGGUGGCCCUGUUCUUAGCAGGAACGGAGCUCCUGGCAGCCCCACUGGCUGCCGACCGCGAUCGGGAUCGAAUCGAUCCACUCAACUCACAGGACUUCUUCAGCAGCACCGUCAACCGAACGAAACGAAAAUCCAAAGCGCUCGCACUGGCAACCAACAUGAUCAUGAACCGGCUGGAACAAGGCGGCGAUCCGUAUCAGUUCCGUACAGCACAACAGGAGGAGAGCUUCGACCGGCUAUCACGUUCCCCAGCGGCGAAUUCUCGCCAACGAACGCGCCAAGUGGACGAUGAGGAGGACGUCGACGAAACGACUCCGUUCGGUGAGGGCGGCAAGGUCACCCUGCAGAUCCCGGGGAAAGUGUUCGGAAGUGCAACGAACUUGUUUCUGACGGUGGCGAAGCUGUUUGGCGAUUAUAUUACGAACUCUGCAAUUCGAACGGCGCGGUUUAUGCAACUAUUUCAACCUCUGUUCGGACGAAAUUUGUACAUCUACAUUCCGCCAAGCACAACGGAAUCGAAUGAAAUUUGAGCUCAACUGUGUAUCUAGUUAGUUAGUUCGAACAGCACACGAAACGUUGAUAGGUUCUAGGAUUUAUUAUGCUACUAGCUGGAAGGGUCAAUUGGUGUGAAAGCUUUUCCUAAACAAUGAUCGUUUAGAAAAAUGCUUACUGUAAUUGAUAGGAUAGGUUACUAGAAGUACGUGUAUUUAUGGAACAUUUUCAUCAUAUUAAUUGUUACUGAAAAAGGUGCUUAGAUUUGGAACGAAAAUCUCUCUGAAAAAAAAAAAAAAUAAGCUGACUCUCUGUUAUUCGUUUGUACAAGUUUUGUAUAUUUAUUUACAAUAAAAGACUUUUGAGUGAGUCACUCCAUAUCUUUAGGAAUUUCUAUCACCAGAUUGUUGCCGAAAACCGGUUGCACAAAACGGACAAGUUUUGCAAAACGAACGGCGCUUCGCUGGAAGUAAAAAAAAAGACAGGAAGUUGUUUUUAUUACAGGAUUGUAAAUUUUAUGAGUAUUGGUAUAACAAUUAAAACAGACUUUAAUGACUAUUAGAGUGGAACUAGAAAUAAUUGUUUCACGGAGUUAAACUAGCUCUCAGAGAUUAAUCUUUGUUUUUUAAUUACUUAAACAUUGGAAAAAUAUCUGAUUUUGAUGCUUGAGUUAAGUCACUUUUUUCCAUUAAAGUACACCUAUUAUGUUUCCGUAUAUUUUAUCGUUUUCCUUAAAUCAAGAUUGUUUUAAAACACUAAUGAAUGAGUUUUAGAAAUUAAUAUUAAUAAUAAUAUUGAAAAUAUGCAUAAAAUAGUGUGUCAAAGUUUGAAAAAAAUCUGCGACAUGUCACAAGCUUCACGGCAGGUUAAAGAAAAAUGGUUAGGAAUAGGAGUCGAAUUUAGGCUAAGAUUUGAUUUUUCUUCCAAAUGAGUUCAAAAUUUUGAAGUGAAAAUUAUAUUUUGAAUGUGGAUAAGUUAUUUUAGAGAAGGGAUUUUUGAUUUGAAAUUGAAUUUAAAUGUGAUUUGAACUCAAAUUUGGGUUCACAUCUAGAUGAAAAUUUUUCUUUCCAAUUUUGUUCUAGCUUCAGUUGGGACAGAACUAGGUUUAAAAGCAAAACUAAUGGACUGAAAUCAAACCUUAGAGGAUUGUUUGUACUCGCAAUUGAGUUUGGGAUCGAGAAAGGGAUUAGAACUGGAAUUG
This is a messenger RNA of Wyeomyia smithii (pitcher-plant mosquito), 1974 nucleotides long. RefSeq lists its product as uncharacterized. NCBI's taxonomy places the organism in Eukaryota, Metazoa, Arthropoda, Insecta, Diptera, Culicidae. The coding region runs from base 260 to 811 and encodes 183 amino acids. The record is from RefSeq and is a predicted model, not a curated record. The transcript is spliced from 3 exons.